Molecule: messenger RNA, 520 nt
Organism: Malaya genurostris
Lineage: Eukaryota; Metazoa; Arthropoda; Insecta; Diptera; Culicidae
Product: homeobox protein MSX-3
Exons: 2
Coding region: 1-492 (163 amino acids)
Biological process (GO): regulation of DNA-templated transcription
Molecular function (GO): DNA binding; DNA-binding transcription factor activity, RNA polymerase II-specific
Source: RefSeq, a predicted model, not a curated record
AUGCCAAGCUUCGAUUGGUUGUACUACACUCGCUACCGGCCCCCGAAAUUGCCACGACCCCAAAAAUCCGGUCCGGUAAAACGUACUCCCGGUCGGCUCCCUCGGGUUCCGUUCACUCCGUCUCAGCUGAGUGCACUGGAGGACGCAUACAAAGUGUCCACCUACCUCAGCUCGGAGGAAGCGAACCAGCUAGCGUACAGUUUAGAUCUGACAAACACCCGCGUUAAGAUUUGGUUUCAGAACCGUCGAGCCCGGGAUCGGCGAGAAAAGCGUGAAGAUACAAUGGCAGUAGCAGCAGCAGUCGAUCUCACGGCAUCUGGUGCACUUAGAAACAAUGGACUCCCGAUAGCGCAACAAUCGGUCGGACAUUUUGCGUAUUUCCACUCCGUACCACAAUCGACAGCACUGAAAGCUCAGUGCUCAUCUUUACCUGAAAACCGGCAAGAGGAAACUGAAAGUAUCAAUGACGGGCCAUGUUUACAGUGCAAAUGAACAUGUAAAUUAAGAAACUGUUACAUUA